This is a messenger RNA of Lepisosteus oculatus (spotted gar), 973 nucleotides long. RefSeq names its product distal-less homeobox 5a (gene dlx5a). Gene Ontology annotation, molecular function: RNA polymerase II cis-regulatory region sequence-specific DNA binding; DNA-binding transcription factor activity, RNA polymerase II-specific. The record is from RefSeq and is a predicted model, not a curated record. Gene Ontology annotation, biological process: cell differentiation; anatomical structure formation involved in morphogenesis; regulation of transcription by RNA polymerase II. NCBI's taxonomy places the organism in Eukaryota, Metazoa, Chordata, Actinopteri, Semionotiformes, Lepisosteidae.
GAGAGACCGUCAACUACAACGCGAGCAAUGUCAGUCUAGACUCCACAGCUCUUGGCUGCACUUUCCAAGUUCCCCCGAGCUGCGCUCCUCGAACUAUGACUGGAGUAUUCGACAGAAGAGUUCCAAGCAUAAGAUCUUCCGAUUUCCAGAGCCCUUUUCAACAUCACGCGAUGCAUCAUCCCUCUCAGGAGUCUCCAACUUUACCCGAGUCUUCAGCUACGGAUUCGGGGUACUACAGCCCCGCUGGGGGGGUCCACCAUGGUUAUUGUUCGCCUAGCUCCACUUCGUAUGGAAAAGCGCUUAAUGCCUACCAAUAUCAAUAUCAUGGAGUGAAUGGAUCUGCUGGAAAUUACCCCGCUAAAUCAUAUCCAGAUUAUUCAUAUACCAGCGCUGCUUACCACCAAUACGCCGGAACGUACAGCAGGGUACAAGCACAGUCUAGUCCACAAGAGAAAGAAGUGCCAGAGCCCGAAGUGAGGAUGGUAAACGGAAAGCCGAAGAAAGUCCGGAAGCCCAGGACGAUCUACUCCAGCUUCCAGCUCGCCGCGCUGCAGCGGAGGUUUCAGAACACCCAGUACCUCGCGCUGCCGGAGAGAGCCGAGCUGGCGGCCUCGCUCGGACUCACCCAGACACAGGUGAAAAUCUGGUUCCAAAACAAGAGGUCAAAGCUGAAGAAGAUCAUGAAGAACGGAGAGCUUCCCCCGGAACACAGUCCGAGUUCGAGCGACCCAAUGGCGUGCAAUUCUCCCCAGUCCCCCGCUGUGUGGGACGCCCAGGGCGCCACCAGGCCCCAUAAUCCGCACUCCCAUCAACAAAACACGAAUACGGCGACCUCAAACUUUUUGGAAAACCCUAGCUCUUGGUACUCUGCGUCUGGCGCUAUCAAUUCUCACCUGCAGCCCUCCAACUCUAUACAGCACUCACUGGUUCUUGGGGCAGGGACGCUAUAUUAAAGCGCUGUUUAAAAAACAUA